Molecule: messenger RNA, 489 nt
Organism: Paraglomus brasilianum
Lineage: Eukaryota; Fungi; Glomeromycota; Glomeromycetes; Paraglomerales; Paraglomeraceae
Source: the annotation of a GenBank genome assembly
AUGAAGACUGUUAGAAUCGACCCACUUUCCAACGGUAUGUACGUAAUCGAAUAUCCACCACAGCUUAAAGGAUAUGUUACCCAAUCCGACUACCACGCUUUUAUUGAAAAAAUAAACGAGCCAUAUAAAGUGUACCGGAAAAAAGCCAAUAUAGUAUCUUGCACUUACUCUUUGUUUGUUGUAUCUGGAAUAUUGGGGAUGUGUUUUGUGAGCAGUUCUGCUGUAGACCAAAAGUUGUUAAUUGCUAUAAUGGUGGCAAUUCCGGUAAUAAUUCUGACUAUUUUGGUAUAUGGGGCUUAUUUUCUCAGGACGUUGCAUGAGACGAUGGAACGGGAGAGAUCACGUAUCAGUAGCGAUUUUGGAUCUACUGAGAAAUCAACCGAGUUUAUUUGGAACUAUACUCAAGGAAUUGUUUCUUUCUCCGGUUAUAGACAGUCUAACAUUGUAAUUGAACUACCUGAUAAACACGAACCACUCGACGUUGUAUAA